CCCUUCCCAACGCCUCCGCCGCGUGUCGACGUAACUCUGUCACCCUUACCAUCUCCCGAAACAACGACGGCGCCCAAAUGUCGCAACCAUGUCCACCCUGCCUUUCCCGCCCUUAAACUUUGGCAAUAGCGUCACAUCGCCUUGUCCACCACCAAAAGCUUGUUUCUCCUUCCAGUCAAGGGCCCCCAAGCUCUCAAUCCGUCCAACGCCGUGCUUGGGUUUCCUUGGCAAUUGCGCUGCUCAGGGGACCUCCUUGGCAACUUGGCUCUUUGCUUGACUCGAGAGUCGAUAAUUAGUAUAGUAGUAGAAGAGCGUCGAGACUGACGUCUGUGUGUAUGUGUGAAGGGGGUGAAAAGAGAGUUUGAUGCCAAAUUCUCAAAUAGCCAUACUUUCUUCUACCUCCUAACAUUUGCAUUCUCCAACAAAUACAGUAUCAAGACAAAAAUAGUACUCUUCUAGUAGGUGACCGUG
Messenger RNA from Bipolaris sorokiniana ND90Pr, 471 nucleotides. RefSeq lists its product as uncharacterized. Bases 89 to 277 code for a protein of 62 amino acids. NCBI's taxonomy places the organism in Eukaryota, Fungi, Ascomycota, Dothideomycetes, Pleosporales, Pleosporaceae. The record is from RefSeq and is a predicted model, not a curated record. The transcript has a single exon.